Notothenia coriiceps (black rockcod) is the source of this 327-nucleotide messenger RNA. Its product is annotated as alpha-2-macroglobulin receptor-associated protein-like. Gene Ontology annotation, cellular component: endomembrane system; endosome; rough endoplasmic reticulum lumen. The record is from RefSeq and is a predicted model, not a curated record. Gene Ontology annotation, biological process: negative regulation of very-low-density lipoprotein particle clearance; negative regulation of receptor internalization. The coding region runs from base 55 to 312 and encodes 85 amino acids. The transcript has 2 exons. NCBI's taxonomy places the organism in Eukaryota, Metazoa, Chordata, Actinopteri, Perciformes, Nototheniidae. Gene Ontology annotation, molecular function: lipase binding; receptor antagonist activity; heparin binding.
UGUCUUUGUUAAAUCUCUGUGUUGUGUUGUGUAGUGAUUCUGGCCAAGUAUGGAAUGGAUGGCAAAAGAGACACUCGAUCACUGGAGAGCAACCACCUGAAGGACCACGACAUCAAAGAGGGAGACACAUUUGAAGAUCCCAGGUUGGACAAACUCUGGAACAAGGCCAAGAGCUCGGGGAAGUUCUCCAGCGAGGAGAUGAUGAGUCUGAAGAGGGAGUUCCAGCACCACAAGGACAAGACGCACGAGUACAACAUCCUGAUGGACACCAUCAGCAGGACGGAGGGUGAGCUGCGUCAAUCACUCCCUUGAGUCACAGUUUGUUAU